Molecule: messenger RNA, 618 nt
Organism: Rotaria socialis
Lineage: Eukaryota; Metazoa; Rotifera; Eurotatoria; Philodinida; Philodinidae
Source: the annotation of a GenBank genome assembly
AUGUCGACGUACAAACUAUACUAUUUUAAUGGUCGUGGUCGCGCUGAAAUAUCUCGUUUAAUAUUUGCAGUUGCUGGUCAAAAAUAUGAAGAUAUUCGUUAUGAAGGUGAACAAUGGCCAGAACAUAAAAGUGAAAUGCCGUUGGGUCAAAUGCCUGUUCUUGAAUUUGAUGGAACGAAAUUACCACAAUCAGUAUCGAUUGCACGUUUUCUUGCUAAACAAUUUCAACUAGCUGGUAAAGAUAAUUUUGAACAAGCUAAAGUCGAUGCUGUCGUUGAUACAAUUGGUGAUUUAUUAACGAAAUUUGUAGCAGCACGUUGGGCACCCAAUGAAUCAGAAAGAGAUGAACUUAUUAAAAAAUUCGUAGCUGAUGAAGUAGCAAAACAUUUUAAAAAUCUAGAUAUCCUAGGAAAAUUAUAUGGUAAUGGUGGCGCAUUCUUUGUUGGGAAUCAUUUAACAUGGGCUGAUUUAUUAUUUUAUGAUUUUGGAGAGACUCUUCUUGGUUUGGAUGGGGAUUGUUUAAACAAUUUUCCAUGGUUAAAACAAAAUCGUGCCGAAGUCGCAAAACAACCAAAAGUUGCAGAGCAUAUCAAAAAUCGAUCUGAAACACCAUUUUAA